Messenger RNA from Cimex lectularius (bed bug), 1384 nucleotides. It is a transcript of the gene Aprt, whose product is annotated as adenine phosphoribosyltransferase. The transcript has 4 exons. Gene Ontology annotation, biological process: adenine salvage; AMP salvage. Gene Ontology annotation, cellular component: cytoplasm. Bases 61 to 597 code for a protein of 178 amino acids. The record is from RefSeq and is a predicted model, not a curated record. Lineage: Eukaryota; Metazoa; Arthropoda; Insecta; Hemiptera; Cimicidae. Gene Ontology annotation, molecular function: AMP binding; adenine phosphoribosyltransferase activity; adenine binding.
UCCAGAGAUAAAGAGAUUACGACGAUUAGGGACGUAAGAAGUUAAGAACCAUUAUUUCCGAUGAACCAUCAAAGCAAAUUAGAGCUGGUCAAGAACCGCAUUAAAUCAUACCCUGAUUUUCCUAAAAAGGGCGUUUUGUUCAGGGAUAUUUUUUCUGUAACGCUCGACUGCGAGGUGUUCAACGUUCUUCUAGACCUGCUGUACGAUCGUGUGGAGAAAUACAAAAAUGAAGCGGAAGCCAUCGUAGGAAUAGAAUCAAGGGGAUUUCUGUUCGGUCCGAUCCUUGCGUUGAAACUGGGAAUCCCAUUUAUCCCGAUACGUAAGAAAGGAAAGCUUCCCGGUGAAGUUGUAAGCGUGGAAUUCAGUCUUGAAUACGGUUCGGAUAUUGUGGAAGCACAGAAAAAUAGCUUUCUCAAUAUAGGCUCAGUUGUUAUUGUGGAUGACCUAUUAGCAACAGGAGGAACGUUAAAAGCAGCAUGUGAUUUAAUGACCAAAUUGAAUGUCCGUGUCUUGAACUGUAUUGUAAUUAUGGAGCUGUUGGGAUUUCGGGGAAAAGAAACAGUGCCAGCAACGGUUGAAGCACUCAUCCACUAUUAAAACUUUGCUCGGUAAACUCAGGUAAAUAUGAAUGAGUGCAAAAGUUGUAUCACAGGAAUAUUUUUGAUAAUUUGUAAUCCAGAAAUAAAUUUAAAAAUAAAAAUUGUAUUUGUAAUUUAAAUAAAUUGUAUCACUUUUUUAAUUUUUUUGUUUGUAAAAGAUGGAAAACAUUUUUCCUUUUGAUAAGUAAAGAUGUUAUUUUUAUAUAUAGUAACCUAAGUACAACAAAAGAUUAAUUUGUUAUUUCAGUGGGUUGUGAGUAAAAAAUAAAAUUGUUAUGUCAAUAUAUUUUUAUAUUUUAAUGUAUUACAUCGUAUAAUUAUUUAAAUGUAAUUUUACAUGGUCAUUGUUAAUAGUUUUUAACAAUAUAAAAUGUAAUUAUAAGAUUACCAUACUCUAGUAUACCACAAUAGGCAUGCAUUAUUGAAUUUCAAUUUAUGAACCUUUUCAAUAAGAGAAUACUAUUUGAAUUAAUACUGAAAAAAUUGUUUCCAUUUGUCAACUGUACCAAUGUGUCAACACUAGCUGAGUUUAUGGUUGAAAAUCAAAACUAAGGACUGUUAACAUAAACGUCUAUAUCACAAUGCUCAAAUUUUAUAUUUGUGGAAGACUCAUUUUAACAUUAGGGAACCGUUCAUCUGUACAAAACGGUUGAUAUUUGUUAGUCUGAAUUGCAAAUUAUUUUCAUUCUUAUUGUAAUAUAAAAUUAAAAUUUUUGUUACCAAAAAAGUUGCUCAAUGAUGUUCUAUACAAUAUCAUUUUUAAUAAAUUAGUACAUAGAAUCUUA